AUGGCAGACGUGCCUUGCGAGCAGAAUAGACUCGCGAUUGCGUUUUGCCAUCCAGAUCUUGGAUUAGGUGGAGCAGAGCGACUUGUUGUGGACGCAGCAUGCGAACUCGCAAGUCACGGAAACUCGGUGGAUGUUUUCACCGCGCAUCAUGACAGAAACAGGUGCUUCAGCGAAACAGUGGGAGGUCCCUUUUCUGUCACCGUGAGUGGGAGUUGGUUUCCCAGGAGCAUCGUCAACAGGUUGCAUGCCUUCUGUGCCUACGUGCGCUGUAUCCUCAUCGCGGCGUACAUUGCCUGGACAGCUUUCAGGCAGUAUGAUGUGGUUUUCGUGGAUCAAGUAUCUGCUGCUGUGCCAGUCCUGCGCCUGCUCACUAGCAGCAAGGUCCUCUUCUAUUGUCACUUUCCAGAUCAGCUGCUUGCAAAGCGACGCUCGCGGCUGCACUCAAUAUACCGCACAGUCCUAGACGCAGUUGAAGAAUCUACAACUGGGCAAGCUCAUCAGCUUCUGGUGAACAGGGUGUUCUUGGAGACCUUUGGACGUCUGAAGAAGCGGGGGUUGGUUCCAAGCGUGUUCUAUCCAGCCUUGAGCCUCGAUCCAGACUUGGUGCAUUUCCUGAAUGGAAAGCACGUCUUUCUUUCCAUCAAUCGCUUUGAGCGGAAAAAGAGUUUGGGCCUGGCGGUGCGCGCAUUUGGAGCCCUGCAGGGCAAAUGUGCAGAACAGGCCGAGGUGUCCCACAGCGUGCUUGUGCUUGCGGGCGGCUUUGACAAGCGCCUGGCAGAGAACCGGGAGCACUUUUGUGAACUGCAGGAGCUCGUCCAGCAGUUGGGGCUGCAAGAUAAGGUUAGACUUGUGGCCAGCUUCAGCGAUGCCCAGCGCAGCGCAUUGCUCGCCGUAGCGUGCGCUGUUCUGUACACGCCAGAGAAUGAGCACUUUGGCAUCGUGCCCCUGGAAGCGAUGGCGGCUGGGCGGCCGGUCGUGGCAUGCGACAGUGGUGGCCCGAAGGAGACUGUUGUGAAUGGCAUCACUGGCCACCUGUGCCCCCCACAGGCCACAGCCUUUGCUGCUGCAAUGGCUAGGCUGGCGGAUCCUGACACCUCAGCAGAAAUGGGCAAACAGGCUCGCCUGCAUGUGCAGAAAACGUUCUCACGUACUGCUUUUGGGAACAAGCUUAAUGGUGUCGUUCAGAGGCUAGCUAAAACGUGA
Molecule: messenger RNA, 1203 nt
Organism: Coccomyxa subellipsoidea C-169
Lineage: Eukaryota; Viridiplantae; Chlorophyta; Trebouxiophyceae; Coccomyxaceae
Product: glycosyl transferase family 1 protein
Exons: 9
Coding region: 1-1203 (400 amino acids)
Molecular function (GO): alpha-1,3-mannosyltransferase activity; GDP-Man:Man(1)GlcNAc(2)-PP-Dol alpha-1,3-mannosyltransferase activity
Source: RefSeq, a predicted model, not a curated record